Molecule: messenger RNA, 1749 nt
Organism: Cuscuta epithymum
Lineage: Eukaryota; Viridiplantae; Streptophyta; Magnoliopsida; Solanales; Convolvulaceae
Source: the annotation of a GenBank genome assembly
GUCGGUUCGUCCCACAAAUCCUGCUAUUUACUUAUCUCGCUCUCAAUCUCUUCGUUUACUUCUCUUUCAUUCUUCACAUUCUGUUUCUUUCUUUCAUCUUUCUUCUUCUUCCCCAAGAGGCGAGUGAUGAGGACGCUCUGCCCCAACCUCGACCGGGAAGACGCGCUGGAGACGGUGCUGGAAGUCCCCAUACCGGAGGAGAUGUUCCCCUGUCACAAGACCACCGCCAACAAGCCCUGGCAGACCAUGAAGUCCUGGAUGAUGAAACCCCACUCCGACAAGUCCACUCCCUCCUCCGUCUUCGGCGGCCGGAGCGCUGAGAUUCAGCUCUUACUCAGCGUCGCCGGAGCUCCGCUCGUCCCCGCUCCCAUUCCCUCAAACCAUUCUUGCGCCAACAAAAUCAACGAUCAUCCCAUUGAGUCUUCAAUGGCGAAGUACAUAAUAAAGCAAUACAUAGCAGCAGCGGGAGGGGAAAGCGCCAUGAAUUCCGUUGAGAGUAUGUACGCAAUGGGGAAGGUGAAGAUGGCGGCGUCGGAGUUUACUUCCGGCGGCGUCGGCGGCGGAGAGGGAUUGCAGGGAGAAGGGAAGGCGGUGAUGAUGAAGAUGAAGAGCAUGAAAAGCGGGGGAGGAGAAGUGGGUGGUUUUGUUUUGUGGCAGAGGAGGCCUGGGCUAUGGAGCUUGGAGCUGGUGGUUUCCGGCUGUAAGAUCAGCGCCGGCUGCGACGGGAAGCUGGCUUGGCGGCAAACGCCAUGGCAGAACUCUCACGCCUCUCGAGGUCCCCCUAGGCCCCUUCGCCGUUCCUUACAGGGUCUUGACCCAAGGUCAACUGCAAAUCUGUUCUCAAAUGCCAUCUGCACGGGGGAGAAACCCGUCAACGGAGAAGACUGCUUCGUCUUAAAGCUAGAAGCAGAGGCGAAAAGCUUGAAAGCACGAAGCAGCGGCAAUGUAGAGAUAAUAAAGCACACAAUGUGGGGGUACUUCAGCCAAAGAACAGGCCUCCUUGUCCAACUAGAAGACUCUCACCUUCUCAAGAUCAAAUCCCCCAACAACGAUAAUGUCUACUGGGAGACGAACAUGGAGUCAUUGAUCCAAGACUACCGCCCGGUUAACGGAGUCAACAUCGCCCACGCUGGCAGAACGUCCGUGUCUCUUUUCAGGUUCGGGGAAAACGAGGAAGAGAAUACGCGAACCAGAAUGGAAGAGCUUUGGAACAUCGAAGAAGUUGACUUUAACAUCAAGGGGCUUUCCUUGGAUUGCUUCUUGCCGCCUAGUGACUUGAUGAAGGAAGACGAUCAUCUCGAAGAUCAUUCCUUAAAGAAAGAAGUCGGGAAUUGGAUCGGGAUGAAACUUCGGUCGAAUACUAAUGGCAGUAAUAAAGUAAGCUCCGGGAAAGGAGUGAAGAUCGCCGCCAUUGAUGAAUACUACGUGGAAAAGAAUGGAGAUUAUGAACAGCAAUACAGCUAAGCUAGUAGUGAAAUCAUGCAUAACAAAUGCAAUUCAAGCUUUUUAUGUGAAGUUGAAUUCUUGAUAGAUGCUUUGGUCAUUUUUGUAUAUAUAGACCAUAUAUAGAGGCAUGUCAUGAAAUAUAUAUAUAAAUAUAUAUCAUAGGCGAGUUAUAUUAGCUGUGUAACUGGGAUGGUGCUUAACCAUCACAAAGGUUUUUACUUUGCUUUCUGCACAUCAAUUGUUAGUACUUUUUAGAGAUGCAAUUUAUGAUUGAUUAAUUAAGUUUUUUGUUUCGAUUCACCG